AUGGAAAAAUCUAUACCAAAAAUUGGUUCACGUAAAACUGGACGUAUUGGUUCACGUAAGCAUCCUCGUAAAAUACCAAAGGGGGUUAUUUAUAUUAAAGAUAGUUUCAACAAUACCAUUUUGACUGUUACAGAUGUAAGAGGUCGGGUGAUUUCUUGGUCCUCUGCCGGUUCAUAUGGAUUCAAGGGUACACGAAGGGGGACAACAUUUGUCGCUCUAACCGCAGCGGGAAAUUCUAUUCAAACAAUAGUCGAUCAAGGCAUGCAACAAGCAGACAUCAUGAUAAAAGGUCCCGGUCUAGGAAGAGAGGCGGCAUUAAGAGUAUUGGAACUUUUGAAUAACAGUCAAGAAGACCUUAUGAAAAUUGAACACUUUUGCGUAGAAGAUUUAAAAAAUAUAUUAAAAAUUUUACAAAUCAAAAAGCAUUUUGUAUAA
Messenger RNA from Vicia faba (fava bean), 435 nucleotides. The record is from the annotation of a GenBank genome assembly. Lineage: Eukaryota; Viridiplantae; Streptophyta; Magnoliopsida; Fabales; Fabaceae.